This is a messenger RNA of Porites evermanni, 4255 nucleotides long. The record is from the annotation of a GenBank genome assembly. NCBI's taxonomy places the organism in Eukaryota, Metazoa, Cnidaria, Anthozoa, Scleractinia, Poritidae.
AUGGCGUUGCAAAAUCUGCAGAUUUCUAACCAGGGAGAACUUUCAGAAUUUUCUUUCUCGGACUUUUCAGACUUUUGCUCUUUGUACCAUAGCACCAAAGAAAGCCAUGCACCAACGCAAGAAAGCAAUACUAUGGUAUUUAAUCCAGGGAGGAAGCGAAAAAUGUCGAACCAAGACUAUGAUGAACACAUGCCCAACAAGCAACGAACUCCGCAACAACAACACGCUCAACAAUUCUUUUGUGACAUCUGCAAAGUACAACUCAAUUCUCUGACCCAAGCAGAACAGCAUAAACGAGGGAAAUCCCAUCGACUUAAGGAACAGAUCAAACAGAGUCAACCUGGUGCAAUGAACCCGGUGAGGACUCUGCCAUGGGACGUUCCAUUUUUUAUCUGCACCCCCACCGUAAGGAUGACAGGUUUUCUCACAGCGGGGGCUUUUUUUUUCUUUUAAGAAACCGGCAAAAUUUGGAUCCUUCGGACAAAAUUUCUAAAGGUGCCGAAAAAAAAUGAACCCUUAGGAUUUCAUUUUUCAAAGGACACCAACAAAAAUUUGAGGGUCAUCCUAAGCGGGGGGCGGGAAGGGGGGUGGGGGAGGUUGUGGAUACAAAUGGAACGCCCCAUAUGUAUAUGUAUAAAGUAUGCGGUUAACUUUUAGAUUAACAAGACCACUGCUACAUUCAGUUGCAAAAUACAGCAGUUGAGACAAUAAAACCAAAACAACCGUUUUCUUUUACUCAUUGCACCUCAAAGGAAACAGGGUUUGCCCUUAAAGAAUUUUGUUAAAAAGUUAUUUUUUUCUUGUUCAUGACUGAAGAUUGUGAAAAAAAAAUUCAACAUUUUUUACUCUACUGCUUUAGAGACCCUCAAUUUUUAUCACUUACCCCUGAAGAAUUCUUUUGGUCCUCAACUGGGGGGUGCAGGUAUUAAAUUCUGCAAUAGCCCAUUCCUUGGGGGUAGCUUGGAGGCUUGCCAGUCACUGACAAUGUGGCUACUGGAGACAAAGUGUCUUUUAUCUCUGCAAGUGAGAGGUGGGCAGUUUUAGUUUGAUUAGAGGGUUUGACUUUGAACUAAUUCCAAACCACCCCAUGAAGAUCUGCUCUAGAAGAAAUAAUGUAUAGUAGAAAAAAUUGUGGAGAUUGUUACUAGGAGUACAUGUGGUUAUGGUUUAAAGCGUUGGUUAGGGUAAUCUGCAUAAUGAUGGUGGCUAUCUCAACAACUGAGUCCUGCUUAUUCCUUUCUGCAACUUUUUUUUGCUAGAUGAAGGAUUCAAAUGAAGAGCAUUCUGAAAGCUUGGAACUGUCUUUCAGUUUUACAUGUACAUCUGAUAUACCACCCAAACUCAAAGCUUUGCCACUUGAUCGUGUCAGUCUCGAUUGCCUUAUCUGUGGAAGGAAAUUCAACUCUACUACACAAGUUGCGCAGCACUUUAAUGGCCAAUCGCACCAACGCAAAUUGCAAGCCUUGAGUCAAACAGGAGAUGAAGGCAAUAUAAAAGAGUUAACUGUCCCUUCUAGCUUAGGAACAGUUGUCUCACAGGAACAGCCAGAAAAAGCUCUGUUACAAGACACCAAUACAAGUGAAACAGUAUCAUCCGUUAAUAAAGAAACUAAUGAACUGCACUGUGAAUUUUGUCGCUUGACAUUGAACUCCAAGAGUCAAAUGGACAUGCAUCUUAAGGGGAAAAUGCACUGGAAAUCUGUCUCUAGUAUGUAGCAAAAUACUCUCUAAGUAUAUUUAUUUAGAGAGAUUAAUGUAUGAGUGGCCCAGGAUACAAUGCAAGGUUAAGAUGGCUUAAUAUUGAUAUAAAUGUUGUGGUUCAGUUUUAUCCUUGGUUUUAAUUUUAUUUUCUUUUGUUUCAAACUCAUUAUCAGACAUCAGUAUACCCCAAAACAAAAGAGAAUAGAAUUUAAACCAAGGAUAAGAUUGAACCUCAACAUAUGUAUUCAGCUUCAUUGAAUGAACAAGCUUGAUCAAGAAAGGCUCGGCAGCAAGCAAAAUGAGAGAACUUCUUGUCAAAAGGACUCUGAAAUUGAACAUCUUUUUGAAACCCUGAUGUGGGCUAUUAUACUCUGCAAUAUCGCUUAAGUUCUCCUAGACGUAAACUACGGAUUGGAAAAAAAGUUAGUGGUGAUCCACAAAAAUGAAGACUGAAGUCAAAAUCAUAAUAUUGGUACUUUUAUAAACUUUGCCAGGUGACAAAUGCCUUGGUUAUUAACAUGAAUCAGACACCUGGAAAAAGAGCAAUCAACCAUAGAAGAGAAAUGUUAUAAAAAUAGAGUAACAAACUCUGUAAUAACUUAGAAAGAAAACAGUAGUUUUUUCCCAAGAUAUGCAAGAAUCUCGAGUGCAAUAUUAUUGUUUAGAAUUGGUAGAAUUCUGAGAGAGGAGUCUCAACUGGAAAAUAUUAAAAAGUUACCUUUGCCCCAUGUGCAAAAUUAAACUGCCACUAAAAUUGACAUAGUACAGUUUUGAAGUUUUUGUUUGGAGUAUUUAUCACACUCAGCUUUCUAAAGGAGGUGGACAUUCCCCAUAAGAUAAAAGUUUUCCCUUAAAACAGCAAAUUUUCCAAAACCCUUUAAAAUAUUAUUACUGGUAACAAUGUGUAUUAAAUUUUCCAUGUAUCUUUUUGUUGUAAAUAUUUUAGGAGCGGUUUUGUUACCCACAGUUGGCAAUCCUCCGAUGAAGUUUUACUGUGAUGAAUGCAUUAUGAGCUUUAACUCCCAGAUUCAAAUGGAGCAACAUUUAAGUAGUCCAAAGCACAUUAACAGAGUACAAAGGCAACAAGCAUGCGAGCAGUCUAGAGGCCGGACAAUUAGAGGAAGAGGGAGAGGCCAGGGGAGGGGUAGAGGAGGAACAUGUAAGUAGAAAAACUUACAGCUACAUACAUUGGUCUGUUGUGGCAGUUGUUAGGACUAAAGGUCAAUAAAUUGUGAUGAUGAUGUUGAUGGUAAUGAUACUGGUGCAGACAAUGGUUAAUAUUCCAAAGGAAUAACUUAAUUAGCUAGAAGAACCCAAGCUGUUUCAGCGGCUAGGUGUAAUCUGAUCACUUGUCUCAGGCAUUCAUUUGCAGGGUUUGAGCCAGACCGUGCCUUUGCGCCAAUCCCGCACUGCAAUUGAAAUUGUCCCUUAAAAAACGGCCAAGGGGACAAUUUGUCCCCUUCAAAAUUUAGAGAAAAAAGCUGGAAAGGAAGCACACACGAAGAGAUUUAUUUCAGUACAGAAAUUGCAAGCUAAAACAGAACAUGGAAAGUUUCAGUUACGUUCUACUGAACAAGUACAUGUCAUGCUCAACCAAGCAUGGUGAACGCGCCUGGCAAUAGUUAAUGUGUCACAUCGAAAAUGUGUUCGAAAAUUAGAAAGCUUUUUCACUCCAAAUCAAAGCCAGAGUGAAUCAGAGAAAAAUGAUACAGAAGAACAGUGUAUUAAUCAGGAAGAAACGGAUGAGGAUCGAAGGAAACCGAAAAAAUCACGAGAUCACAUGUGGUUGAGCUAUGAAAAGGAGGCGAUGUUCUGCUAUUUUUGCCAGAAAUCUAAGAAGACAAACCCCUUUGCAUCAGCAGACGGGUGUACAAAUUUCUGUCCCCCUAAAAACAAAAAUGUCCCCCAAAAUUUUAGCAAAGGGGACAAGUUGUCCCCCAGUGAUCAAAUCCUAGCUCAAACCCUGCAUUUGAGUUACUAUUUUCUCUCCCUCCCUCCUGCCCUGGGGUUUCUCUUGAGUCCUCAGGACCUCGGUUCAUUAUUAAUGAUGCUCAAACAGAUUUUCUGGCUUGUUAUUAGCUGAAGUGUGCCGGCACAGGGGGGAUAAUUUUGAGGAUUGUGGGUCAAAUCUUUCUUCAUGCAAACUAGUUUAAAUUUUUGUUUUCUUGGUCUCAUGUUAUUAAUAGUAGAAGAUCUGAAACAAAGGAAAAUGAAUAGCAAAUUUGACAAAAAAAAUUUCAGACUUAAAGAUUGAAUGAUGGUGGUUGUAGGUAAUUGUGUUUAUGUACAAAUAAUUAUUGAUUUCCAAAAAUAUACCUCUAGAGAAUGAAUAACACAAUAAUAUUGGCCUUUCAGCAUUAAGAGGUUGGCAAAAGAACAGAGGAAGAGGUGCUGUGUUUUCCAAGUUCCCACCUAUAUCAUCAAGUUUUGUUAAAGCAAGCAGCAAUUUGACAGGCAUGGUUAACCCAAAUGACUCAUUAAGUGGACAACAAACACAAUCAGCUAAUCGUGAUGUUAACUCUAACGUGCAAAGACCAUCUUUGUGUAAACUGUAA